CAGCAGCCCUGUGUUCAGGUUGAGGAGAGACGCCAUGGGAAGAAGACCGGCUAGGUGUUACCGUCAGAUCAAGGGUAAGCCAUACCCUAAAUCUCGCUACUGCCGUGGUGUCCCCGACCCCAAAAUCAGGAUCUACGAUGUCGGCAUGAAGAAGAAAGGUGUUGACGAGUUCCCUUUCUGUGUCCACUUGGUCUCAUGGGAGAAGGAGAACGUCUCCAGCGAAGCUCUCGAAGCUGCACGUAUCGCUUGCAACAAGUAUAUGGUGAAAUCCGCUGGAAAAGAUGCUUUCCACCUGAGGAUUAGGGUUCAUCCGUUCCAUGUUUUGAGGAUCAACAAGAUGCUUUCGUGUGCUGGAGCUGAUAGGCUUCAGACUGGUAUGAGAGGUGCUUUUGGAAAGGCUUUGGGGACUUGUGCUCGUGUUGCGAUUGGUCAGGUGCUUUUGUCUGUGAGGUGUAAGGAUGCUCAUGGUCAUCAUGCUCAGGAGGCUUUGAGGAGGGCUAAGUUUAAGUUCCCUGGUCGUCAAAAGAUUAUCGUCAGCAGGAAAUGGGGUUUCACGAAGUUUAACAGAGCAGACUUCACGAAGUUGAGGCAAGAGAAGCGUGUUGUUCCUGAUGGUGUUAAUGCUAAGUUCCUCUCAUGCCAUGGACCUUUGGCUAACCGUCAGCCCGGAAGUGCAUUUUUGCCAGCAACCUAUUGAAGUUUUAGAACUGUCGUCUCUCCUCUGAAGAAUUAUAUUCAGUCUGAAACUUCGUUAUAAUCUUUAAAUUUUAGUUGGAUACAUUCAGUAUUCUGAAUCUUUAUGAAAUGGUAUUACUUUGGCCAAUUUCCUUUUGCAAGUUUUUUUUUUACUUUUGAUCCAUAAUUACCUCAGAACAAAUGAAAUCAAAGAAUUUGAGGACUAAAAUUGGUCAAAUAAGC
Messenger RNA from Eruca vesicaria subsp. sativa (arugula), 918 nucleotides. The record is from the annotation of a GenBank genome assembly. NCBI's taxonomy places the organism in Eukaryota, Viridiplantae, Streptophyta, Magnoliopsida, Brassicales, Brassicaceae.